AUGUUUUUGUAUCGCACUGCAGCAAUUCUUGCUCUCUUUGUGGCAGCCUCAGGCAUCACCAGUGCUUUCCAAACUCCCUACCGGUACACGGAAAGAGCCACAUCAAGAAGAACACGUUCUAGUUUUACUUGGCUGCACAGUGCGCCAGCCCUCGACGACAAUGAUGAUGGUGCGACGAUCAUCAAUGACAAGAUUCAUCCCAGGUUGCCGCCCAGCUACGGCUGGACCAAGCCCAGCGAGCCAAAGCAAUCCUUGUCUCGAUCGGAUAUUCAACAGAGUCAUACGGCCAAGCCGUGGAUUUUGAAUCUGGUUCAGGCGGCACAUUGGUCCCUGGGCAUUCCGCUUCUUGUCAACUCCUACGUGUUUUGUUCUCAGUUUGAACUGUGGUCUUCCGCCGUUGCCAACCAUGAUCCCACUCGAAUGCUACUGCUCAUUCUCUAUCCCAUGGUGACCUUUAUGAGCGCACUCUUUCCUAUCGUCUCUCAUUCCUACGAUGACUGGCAACUGGCGCCCUUUCGAGACCAGCACGCUAGCAAUAACGACACCACCAGCCAGCCGUUGGAAUAUCCCGCCCAAGACUAUGGCAACGAUCGGCUGCACCGAUUUGGCUACAAUAUGCUGUUUUUAUUCUUAUCCUUUAGUUCCUUGAUGGAGUACCAUGCUCUUUGCGGCAACAACAACAUGCUCUUGGUUUCCAUCCCCAUGUGUUUAUACGGAAUCUUGGGCGAUCAGAACCAUUUGGUGUCUCAACACAUUCCACGACGAGGAGCCCACCAGGAGCCCAUUGUUCCCGUUCCUGUUUGCACCACUGCCUUGUUCGCCUACUCGCAAACCUUGUGGUUGGUGGCAUUGGUGGGAUUGAUGGUGUCGUCGAAUGUUGCGGCCGGCAGCAGUAGCCUAUGGCUGGCUAUGGGCAUCGCCGUGGUGGGCCAAACCAUAGGUGGAGUUUACGAAGGCGUCGUGGCGGAAUCAACGUUUUCUCAAUGGGAUCAUUUGAUUUCAAUUGCCAUUAUGUUUACGGGCUUUUCGGCAGAAGCCUAUUUCUUUUGGGACUAUGGGAACCAUUUCCUUGCAGCUACCAUGUAA
Molecule: messenger RNA, 1086 nt
Organism: Seminavis robusta
Lineage: Eukaryota; Bacillariophyta; Bacillariophyceae; Naviculales; Naviculaceae
Source: the annotation of a GenBank genome assembly